Molecule: messenger RNA, 1430 nt
Organism: Prorocentrum cordatum
Lineage: Eukaryota; Dinophyceae; Prorocentrales; Prorocentraceae
Source: the annotation of a GenBank genome assembly
AGGACGAGGAGGAGGAUGAAGAAGGGCCGGGGCGCUUCGCGGCCGCGGGGACGAUCCCGCGGGAGAAGGUGGCCGUGCUGCUCUUGCGGGAGCUGUGGGCGGCGCGGCGGCUGGCCGCGGGCGGGGACGAGCUCGGGCCGGACUGGGCGGGCGCAGGCAAGGCGUCGACUACGACAAUCGGCGGCCUGCUCUCGGGCGACUGGCUCCGCGAGCUGCCCCCGGGCGGGUCCUACGUCUGGAUGCACGUGGACAGGGAGGCGCAGGCGUGCGUCAUCUCUCGGCUUGAGGAGGCACCAGCGCACCCUGGAACUCCGCGUGAGUUGGUCUCCCAUCGCAUCUCGCUGCUGGACGGCGCGCUUUCCAGCCUGGAGGAGGAGCUCGCGAGCAUCCGGGCGGAGAACCAGGGCGCGGUGAGGGCGCACUCCCAGCGGCCCGACUCCGACCGGCCGGAGCAGCGGGAGGCCUUCUGGAGUGAGCGCGAGCUCUUCGACGCCAGGGUGCGCCGCUUCGCGGCGCGGCUGGAGCAGGACCUCCUCGGCGAGCGGAGCUCCCUGCUCGGGGGCCAGCCUGCGGGCGCCGCCUCAAGGCCUGGCGCGCUCGUGCUCUUCCUGGACUCGUUCCUGGCGCAGCUGCCGCUGGAAGCGUGCCCCUGCCUCUGGGGCCGCGAGGUCGUCCGGGGCGCGGCUCCGAACGUCCUGCUCGCGCAGCUCGCGGAGGCUCGCCAGCGCGGCGCGGGGGAGGGCUCCUCGCACGGCGACGGCGCGCCCGGCCCAAGGGGCCCCAGGACGGGCUACUACGCCCUGAACCCGCUCGGGGGCACCGACAUCACCGGCAGGACGGUGCUCGAGCUCCUCCAGGGCUGGCGCGCGCCGCCGUCGUCCCCAGCGCCGUCCGGCUGGUCGGGGCGCGCGGGCGGCGCGUGCCCGAAGGCCCACGAGGUGCUGGGGGCCCUCGCCACGCACGACGCCUUCCUGUACAUGGGCCACGGGGAGACCGCCGGGCGCUUGCUGUGCCAGGGGCAGGUUGAGCUGGGGCCCACGUCGCUGCAGGCCGCCGCCAGGCGGGCGCAGGACCGCCCGCCCCGCGCCGCCGUGCUGCUCAUGGGCUGCAACACCGCCCGGCCCGCCGUGCCCGAGGGCCUGGAGCACGAGGCCUUCAGCCUGCCGCUCGCCCUCCUGGCGCAGGGGGUGCCGGCGGUGGUCGGCACCCUCUGGGACGUGCUCGGGGGCGACCUCGACAGGGUGGCGCGGGCGCUCCUGGAGCGCUGGGCGGGUCAGGCCGCGGGGCCCGGCGGCGGCGGGCCCAGCGCGCUGCCGCGCGCCACUCUCGCGGCGGCCCUGGCGGCGGCCCGCCCGGCGUGCCACCUGCCGCACCUCACGGGGGCCGCCGUGGUCUGCUACGCCGGCCCGAGCUGAGCCCCUGGCGCGCCG